Erigeron canadensis is the source of this 1324-nucleotide messenger RNA. RefSeq names its product protein NDH-DEPENDENT CYCLIC ELECTRON FLOW 5. The transcript has 3 exons. The record is from RefSeq and is a predicted model, not a curated record. Gene Ontology annotation, biological process: carbohydrate metabolic process. Lineage: Eukaryota; Viridiplantae; Streptophyta; Magnoliopsida; Asterales; Asteraceae. Bases 32 to 1234 code for a protein of 400 amino acids. Gene Ontology annotation, molecular function: carbohydrate binding; catalytic activity.
AAACAAAAAAUACUCUAGAGAGAGAAACACAAUGGCUAUUGCUGUAUCCACUUCCAUCUUCUCAUCAAACUCCAUCACCUGUUUCCAACCUCAACCCAACCCAAACCCAAAUCCAAAUCCAAUCACCAAACACACCACUUUCAAACCCAAACCCAAAACCCUCCAACCGCCCAAAGUCUAUUCUUCAUCAUCAAUCCCAUACCAACCACCAAUCAAUGUAAACUAUCUUGAAACAGAAUUCAGUGGCCAUGGAGUGUCAUUCACACCGCUAGGUGAAAGCUGUGUGGUAAGGAUGAGUUUAAACAAUGGAAGUGUAUCAACCCUAAUGCUGCCAAGUGGACUUAUUACCUCAUACAAGGCGCCUAUGUGGCAUGGUGGGUUGCUUGAGCUGUUACACACCUCAGUUUCUGACGAUGAUGAUGGUGAAGGUGCCGUCAUACGUGGCGGUGUUUCAUUGGUUUUUAAAUUUGUUGAUGAAAAUGGUGGGAGUGAGUGGUCUCCUAGUGUUUGGAAUCUUUUAAAUGUUGGUGGAAGUCCUGAUGACUCUAUUCAGGUUGAACUGAUCAGUAGCAAUUCAGAAGCAAAAAUUGAAAUCAAACACAUCGUGACUCUGCAACAAGACGCCAUCAGCUCAGAGGUUGUGAUCACCAACUUGAGAUCUUCAUCACUACAACUAAUGGGAUCAAUCAUUGGGCAUUUAGCCGUAAGCACUCCCGAAGCAUCUUAUGCUGUUGGCCUAGAGAGCUCAAAUUACUUUGUUAAGCCACCGGUUUUCUCAAACUUUAGUAUCGUUCCUCCUGAUUUCAGCAAUAAUGAUUCGGGUGUUAGAAGCCCAUGGGGUCAAGUGGGGUUCAAGCAACUGCUAUCGGCCUGGGGACUUGGAAUCCCGAAUGAUGGCUCUAAUGAUGGAACUGCAAAAUAUGGGCAAGAAGAAGAUGAAGAGAUUGAAGGCGAAGAAGAGGAUAACUAUAAGCAUUUAACUGAGAAUAUGAGCAUGAUCUACACCAGUGCUCCGAGAAGUUUCACCAUCAUGGAUAGGGGUAAGCGGAACUCAGUUGUUGUGGGUAGAGAAGGCUUUAACGAGUUAUACCUUUUCAGCCCCGGUUCAAGUCAUAAACCAUAUGGCAAGUACUCAUAUCUAUGUAUCGGUCAAGCUGCAUUGCUCAAACCAGUAACCAUAGGUCCCAAAUCCGAAUGGAGAGGCGUGCAACACUUGCACAACCCAAAUCUUUAAUUGUAUGUAAAUUUUUGUUGAUGUCAGUUAUUUGAAAUUUCUAUGACCAUGAAUGAUCAAAAAUGAAUAGUUACUUGGUUUUGAUCAUCA